AUGGCGUUGGCUUGUACUUGGCAAUUUGUUCUUCCAUUGUUCCUGUUGCUUGGGACCUUGAGCCAGAGCUAUCCAAUAAGGCUGGAACUCCACCGACGUUUCACCAGCGAAAUUUUGGAAAUUCUGGAUGCAAUGGGGGGCGCCUUUCCAGUUCUUUGUCGAGAGCAGGGGAUGCAGAUCAAAAGCCUUGAUCUGAUGGAGAUUGCAAAAAAUGCAAAGGCUGAGGACAAAGUUAUGAUCUUCUAUCAAAUACUGCGCCAUACCAGCAAGAUCUACAGAACAAAUGUCUGUUCCACUAUGUGGGACAAGAAUGGAUUGGAUGAAUUUGCAAUGCUUUUGUUUCAGCAGCUAAAGGAACUCAGACAGGAUUUAGGAGAACGACAGUCAGGUUUAAAAAUUUUUGGGAGAAAAAGAAUUCGUACAUAUUUCCGAAAACUGAGAACAUUUCUACAAAAUAAGGGGUACAAUAGAUGUGCCUGGGAAAUGAUCCGCAAUGAAAGCAGGAAAAACUUGGAAGAAGCCAUAAGUCUACUGGUGUAA
This is a messenger RNA of Rhincodon typus (whale shark), 540 nucleotides long. Its product is annotated as interferon beta-like. Gene Ontology annotation, cellular component: extracellular region. The transcript is spliced from 4 exons. The record is from RefSeq and is a predicted model, not a curated record. NCBI's taxonomy places the organism in Eukaryota, Metazoa, Chordata, Chondrichthyes, Orectolobiformes, Rhincodontidae. Gene Ontology annotation, biological process: defense response. Gene Ontology annotation, molecular function: cytokine receptor binding. Bases 1 to 540 code for a protein of 179 amino acids.